AUGUCACAAACAGCAGAUUCCUCCCCCAGAGGCUCCAACUCCCCUUCACCAUACCCUUACCAACGGCCAACCGGCGCAAGUACCAUCGAUGGUAUUGCAGCAUCCGCUCGUGCCGGCCCUUCCUCUUGUACCCACUUGGUGGACACCGACAUGCACGAUCGUUCCGAGUCUCCCGCCGACUUUGCCGCUCGCCACGGUGCUCCUCUUGCUCGUCCACCGCCUUCGCCUUCAAGCACAUCUGUCUCGGAUGAUGGCGUUGCCCAGCCUGACUUUGCCGACCUCGCCUCUAUAGACGAUGCAGACACCCAAACGCGUUCUGUCGAGCGUUCCUUUGAUCCCUCGGCUGUCCGUCUCUCUCGCCGUGGUACUCUCGUACCCGCCUCCCCCACCUCUUCCAACGGCACAUGGAGCUUCCAAGACGCCCCGCAAAGUACCGCAUCCAAUCUCCCACACGAGAUCCUGCUGCACAUCUUUCAGUACCUCGUCCUCUAUCCACCUGAUCUGCUCUCCUGUCUGCUCGUCUGCAAAUCUUGGUGCUUGAAUGGCGUCGAGCUGCUAUGGUAUCGUCCCGCUCUCUUCAAGAUCUCGUCGCUUUUCAAACUGGUCGGCGUCAUUCGCAAACCCGAGCAGCUCUUCCCUUACGCCCAGUUUGUCCGCAGGCUCAACUUCACCUUGCUUGCCAACCAGCUCGAGGAUCAGCUCUUCCUCAUGAUGUCCGCAUGCACCCGACUCGAGAGGCUCACCCUAGCCGGCUGCUCCAACAUCACCGACGCUACCCUCGUCAAAGUAUUCCAAAACACCCCGCAACUUGUCGCCAUCGAUCUCACCGACGUAGCCAACAUCACCGACAACACACUGCUCACACUUGCCGCAAACUGUCCCAAGGCGCAAGGCAUCAACUUGACCGGCUGCAAGAACAUUUCCUCGCACGGUGUCGCCGAGCUUGCGCGUAACUGCAAGCGUCUGAAGCGAGUCAAGCUGUGUGCAUGUGAAAACAUUGGCGAUGAGGCGCUCCUCGCCCUUACCGAGCACUGCCCUUCUUUGUUGGAAAUCGACCUGAUUCACUGCCCCAAGGUCUCGGACAAGUCGCUCAGACAAAUGUGGUCACGAAGCUUCCAGAUGCGUGAGCUCAGGCUGGCGCACUGCAACAACCUCACCGACAACGCUUUUCCCUCGGCCCGUGGCACCACGGGUGUCCCCAUGUUGGGCACCUCACAUUCCCAAAGCUCGCGUUCAGCCAUUCCCGCCGCCUCAGCAUACACCACCGAUUCCGCCCCAACAAGUCGAGGCGAGUCGCCCAGUGUCAACAUGCCAUUCGACGCCGUUCGCGACGGUGUCCUCCUCACACGCUCAGCCAGCAUUCCCAACGAUAUGGCGCAAAACCGCCUCUUUGAACAUCUGCGCAUCCUCGACCUCACCGCCUGCACCUCGAUCUCGGACGACGCCGUCGAAGGCAUCAUUGCCAAUGUACCACGUCUCAAGAACCUAGCGCUUACCAAAUGCACUCGUCUCACCGACGAGGCGCUGUACAGCAUCGCCAAACUCGGAAAAAAUUUGCAUUAUCUCCAUCUCGGCCACGUCUCCAACAUUACCGAUCGUGCCGUCACCCACCUCGCACGCUCCUGCACCCGGCUGCGCUACAUCGACGUUGCCUGCUGUCCCAAUCUCACGGACCUCUCGAUCACCGAGAUCGCCAACAACAUGCCCAAGCUUCGUCGCAUCGGUCUUGUCAAGGUGGUCAACCUUACCGAUCAAGCCAUUUACGGCCUUGUCGAUCGUUACGACUCGCUGGAACGCAUUCAUCUAUCCUACUGCGAAAACGUCUCGGUCCCUGCCAUCUUUUGCGUGUUGCAGAGGCUAGACCGUUUGACGCACCUCAGUCUGACGGGCGUGCCUGCGUUCAGGAGGCCUGAGCUGCAGGCCAUGUGCCGGGCGCCACCCAAGGAUUUCAACGAUCACCAGAGGCAAGCGUUCUGCGUAUACAGCGGCAAAGGCGUGAACGAUCUGCGCAAGUAUCUGCAGCAUGUUUACAGCGAUGAACAGCUAGCCGCAGAGUUUGGACAGCUUGAGCCCAGGGCGAUGAACGCCCUGGGUGGAUUUGGCGAGCACCCUGGCGCCGAGACUGCGAUGAGCCAAUGGACCGCGCACCACGCACACUAUGCGCCCGCAACGUUUGGUGGGGGGCCGGGAGCAGCAGGCAUAGCAUACGCGCAUGCUCAGCCGCAUGCUCCGCCGCAACCUGGCGCGCCACCGCUCGGCCUGGUUGGAGGGGCGCCAGCGCCAGCACCCAUCGCGGCGGGUCUGUACCAUCCGACUGCUGGUGGCAUACACCACGCGGGCGCCGGAGCGGGUAUCACACGUCGCAGACAGCUCACCACAGCUGAGCAAAUGUACUUUGAACAGCAACGUCAGCUGGCUCGAUACGCAAAUGCACGUCGCGCCGCCCAAGACGCCACGCUGCUCAAUCGAUCUGCCUCGACCGACGGCGCGAAUCGGCGUGUGCUCGCCGAGGCGCAGGAGGCAAGGAAUCCGGGCAUGCCGUUGGUGGCAAGCGCCCAGUCUGCUGCAGCACAUGCCAUGCUCCAAGAUGAUGUCGACCAAGCAGACAGAUACGACGACGAGAUGCAAGAGUAUGGUACACCCGAACAGCCUGUACAUCAAGAGCAGUGGCAGCGUGCAACAGACGCAGCCGACGCACCCGCACCCGCACCGCCACAAGAUACGACACCGGAUCGCGAGCAACUGCGCACACUCCGAGGCGCACGAUUUGCGUAA
Messenger RNA from Mycosarcoma maydis (corn smut), 2775 nucleotides. RefSeq names its product SCF ubiquitin ligase complex subunit GRR1. Lineage: Eukaryota; Fungi; Basidiomycota; Ustilaginomycetes; Ustilaginales. Gene Ontology annotation, molecular function: protein binding. Bases 1 to 2775 code for a protein of 924 amino acids. The record is from RefSeq and is a predicted model, not a curated record. The transcript has a single exon.